Strongylus vulgaris is the source of this 279-nucleotide messenger RNA. The record is from the annotation of a GenBank genome assembly. NCBI's taxonomy places the organism in Eukaryota, Metazoa, Nematoda, Chromadorea, Rhabditida, Strongylidae.
AUGCCAAACCAUGUUCCAAAGGCGUUUCCUCCUCCCACUCUAUACCUCCGCUCAGUCCCAGAAAGACGACCACAUCAACCUGAAGCGCCCUACGCACUGUUGCUGGUGGGUGUCGGUACGACAGCGUGGGGUGCGAGAACCUCUCGUGCUCAAUCAGGUGGAAACCUGCCAGUCCACGUUUGUCGUCUCGACUUCUGUUAUCUGAUUCAACAAUUAUCAUUUAUGGCGCAUGCGGACCGCCGACCCGUGCCCAAUUACAGUCCAUUCGCAUCCUUUUAG